Messenger RNA from Ceraceosorus guamensis, 669 nucleotides. RefSeq lists its product as hypothetical. The transcript has a single exon. The record is from RefSeq and is a predicted model, not a curated record. NCBI's taxonomy places the organism in Eukaryota, Fungi, Basidiomycota, Exobasidiomycetes, Ceraceosorales, Ceraceosoraceae. The coding region runs from base 69 to 374 and encodes 101 amino acids.
AGCCGAAGUCGCAGUCAAAGUGGGCCUGAAGAGGGGUGCAUCAAGGGCGGAUGUUCAGGGAGGAGCACAUGCAGCGCCUCGGCAGGGGAGUCGGACUUGCAGCUUUGGGGCAGCUGCAGGCAGUGAAGAGUAGGCGUCAGGCAGAAAUCCCCACGCGCAACAACAUCGCGUAUCGUGCUGGCCUCUGCACAAGGUUCGAGAAUGUGCCCAAUCGGUCACGUGAGUCGUCCCGCGGUCCGCGAGAUGCAUGCCUUGCGCGCCUUGAGCGCGCGGGGGCCGUUUUGCUGCCCACUCAAGACUCAAGCCUCCACAGCACCAAAGCCUCACGUCUCAAUCACGUGAACGUAGUGAAGCAGAUGGUCGGCGCCACCUAAAUUUGACUCAAGACUCGAGACUCGCUCACAGCAACACAAGGGAAAUCGUCGUCUUCCGAAUAAAGUCCUCAGACUGCAAUCGAGGAUUGGAAAUUUCGAAAACUAGCGAGGUGUGCAACAUUCUUACUGAAUCUUGCACCCGCCCUAGAGCGAAGCAUUUCGUUUAUCCGCGUGCAGUGAUUCGCGCCUGCUGCAGGCUUCGCGAGACGAGGCGAGCGUAUCGUACACUCGCAGGACUCAAAAAUGCCAGAUGCAAACCACGAAUGAGAAGCUCACCGCCAACGUGACAGCCAAC